GUCCACCUGGGCCUCCUGGAGUUGUCAUAGUUGAAGAAAUCACAGAGAACACUGCAACCCUUUCAUGGACUCCUGGAGCAGACAAUCACAGUCCUAUCACUUCCUACAACUUGCAAGCACGAAGUCCAUUUUCACUUGGCUGGCAGACUGUGAAAACAGUUCCUGAACACAUAGGGGGUGACCUGGAGUCUGCCAUGGCAGUUGAACUGAACCCUUGGGUAGAAUAUGAAUUUAGAGUUGUAGCAACUAACAAAAUUGGAACUGGAGAUCCAAGCACACCAUCUAAAGUGAUCCGAACCAAGGAAGCAGUUCCAAAGACGGCUCCUGCUAAUGUAAGUGGCAGAAGUGGCAGACGGCAUGAAUUAGUAAUAGCCUGGGAGCCAGUCUCUGAAGAAUUUCAGAAUGGGGAAGGCUUUGGAUACAUUGUGGCUUUCCGACCCAAUGGGACAAGAGGCUGGAAGGAAAAAAUGGUCACAUCUUCUGAUGCGUCCAAGUUCAUCUACAGAGAUGAAAGCGUGCCUCCCUUGACUCCAUUUGAAGUGAAAGUUGGAGCAUAUAACAACAAAGGUGAUGGACCAUUCAGCCCAAUUGUUGUGAUCAGUUCUGCUGAAGGAGAACCCAGUGAUGCUCCUACCGAUGUCAAGGCUACAGGACUAUCUGUAUCAGAGAUUCUUGUUGCGUGGAGGCACAAUAAAGAAAGCCUAGGAAGACCUCAGGGGUUUGAGAUUGGCUACUGGAAAGAUAUGGAACAAGAAGAAGCAGCAGAAAAGGCCAAGACGGAAGGAAAUGAGUCAUCUGUCAUCCUCACAGGGCUAGAAGGCAACACCCUGUACCACCUGAGAGUGAAGGCAUUCAACUCAGCAGGCUACGGACCACCAAGCGACACUGUCCACGCAGCCACUAAGAAAUCUCCGCCUAGUCAAGCACCAAACAUUAUGUGGGUUCAGGAUGGUCCCCAUGUUUCCCUGGGAUGGCAGCCUGUAAAGCCUUUAGCUAAUGAGUCUGACGUGAUGGGAUAUAAGGUCUUGUUUAGGCAAGAAGGACACAGCAACAGCCAAGUCAUUGAAACACAGAAAACAUCUGCAGUCGUGCUUCUCCCUGAUGUGGGUGUCUAUAUCAUAGAGGUCUGCGCAGUCAGCGAAGGGGGAGAUGGCACACCAAGCAACCAAAUCAGGAUAUCAUCUUUUUCAGGUGGAAAAGUCACAAGUUCUCAAUCCAGUCUACAUGCUUUCACCACUUCCUCAUCAACUGUAACAUUUCUAUUGGUAUUGAUGGUCCCUUCAACCUCAUGGUGAAGGAAGAAGACUGAAGACUUUUCUCAUUUCUCUGUUUGGUUGCUUUAGCCUGAUAACACCAAUGAAUGGUAUUCUGCGUCCAGGGAGAAAGCGGAAGGCUAAUUAUCGAAGGCAUGUUUUGGAAAUGCAUAUAGUGCACCAGGAAAAAUAUUGCAGGCAGGAAAUAACAUGAAAAUAAUCCACCAGGUGUCUCCUCUUUGGUUUCCAUAAAUGUCCUCUUGGGGGGGGAGGGAAUUUUUUUGCCCAAUAGAAAAUAUGCAGAUUCUUUUAUAUAAACUUUUGUAAACCAACGGGAAUUAUGUCAAAUUUUAUUUACCUUUCUAAUUGUUUAUAUAUUAGCUAACAUCAGUCUUAUACCCUUAAUAAAUCAAAUGACUGGUACAGUGCAUCCAUUUUGUUUGCACUCUUAAGGAUUUUAACAAUUUUAAGAAAAAAAUGACAACCAUUUGGAUUCUAGUGAGUUACCCCUCCUCUUUUUCAGAAGGCUGGCUACUGUUUUUGUUUUAUUUUUUUCUUAUCAAGAGAAAAAUGCCAUUAUGUGACCCCGUUUCAAAAAUUACUGUAGCAAAUGUUGCCUUUAAGAAAAGAAGAGCAUCGUAUAAUUAGUGGAGUAUGGUAAUUUUUCUUCUGUUUUCUGCUCUGUUUGUAUUCUCCGUGCACAUAACAAGCCACUUUUUCAGAUCCAAGUAAAUCUGAAGCAUUUUGAACUGAGCAUAAAACUGAGGCCUCUCAUUUUGUACUAGAUAUUGCCCACUACAAUAAGGAAGAAAAAAUGCUUAUUUUUAAUAGCAUAACUGUACAUGAUUGGGAGUGCAGACGAUACCGAAAUCAUUGUUGGACACUUAAUCUGAGUCUUCAGCAAUUGCUAACUGCAAGUAUGAAAUUAAUGCAGAGAGACAAAGCUGUUUCCCCCAGACAGCUUUCUGUCUUUAGACCUUUAUUUUUGUAGUUCAUUUUUGUAUGGUACUGUACUGUCUAUAUUUGGUGAUUUAGCAAAAUGAUAUCAAUAAGCAUUUCAAGAUAGAAACAAUAUGGUGUUGCCUAGAUUGUCCAUAAUAUGAACCAAGGACAUUUUUUUAAUGUCCAAAAUGAAAAGGAUAUGGUUGGGCAAAUGCUUUUAACGUUCUCAAACUAAAGGUCCAAAGCAUUUAGCCUUUCCAUAUCCAGGGUCUGGCUUCAAAACAGCCUGCAGUGUUGGAUUCACCAUCAUCAUCAUCAUCAUCAUCAUCAUCAUCAUCAUCAUCAUCAUCAUCAUCAAUAGUAGUUAUUAUUCUUUAUCAUCAUCAUCAGUACAUGUAUGUGUGAGUAUUAUUUUCUCAUCAAUUUGUUUAUUUGUCUAGGGAUAAGCAACUAUUUCUGUACCGAGGCGUUCUAUCACAGAACUGGGCUGAAAAGUAGGGUGGUCUCAGGAGAAAAUGGGUAGUGCCAGAGAAGAAAUAUUUUUAUCAAAUUAAUAUUUGAUAAAUUUUGAAUAAAUGAAUGCAGAUAUAAUAUACACUUUCCUGCUCAUACUUAUCAUGAGAUCUAGAGAUAGCUUCAUUGUGCUUUUUUUUUUCCAGAACAUGUGUGGUAAUAAAACCUUAUAUUACAUUCAAGAGAAAUUGUCUUUUUCUCAACCCUGAGCUCUUUUUCAUAGUGGUCUUUCCGUACCCUGUUUCCUAUCCUCUUCAACCAUCAGAAGUCCUAAUCUGCAAAACUGUUAGGACAAUGUGCAAGCAGCUUGCCACUGACAUGUAUUGCCAAAACGCAAAUGUGGGGGGUUCUCUGGGGUCCACAUCAAGCCUCAGAGGUGGCACUUACAGCCAACAGGUUGUAAGAUCUUCCUCCAUUUCUAUCCACUUGGUGGCUACCAAGUAUUGAUAUGACUAAGGCUACAUAGGAGAUAGAGACCAGCUUAAUGUACAGCAUGUGAAUCUGAAGACCU
Messenger RNA from Python bivittatus (Burmese python), 3219 nucleotides. Lineage: Eukaryota; Metazoa; Chordata; Lepidosauria; Squamata; Pythonidae. The record is from RefSeq and is a predicted model, not a curated record.